GUGCUAUCAUCAAAAUAUUUUCACAAUAAUUUAUCGGAAACAUCUUCGAUCAAGAAGAAGAAUUUCCUCUCCUAUCCUUCUUCAUCUUCAAUAACAUCAUUACGUAAUUUUUCCAAGAGAAAUCCAAUCACUUCAUCUCCAAAUUCUUCCUCCGAACAACAAGGUCAAGAGUAUGAUCCACAAAAAAUCAGUAGAAAUGCUGUUGUGAAAGCCAUUGCUGGUAACGCCUUCAUUACUGGUAUCAAAUUUAUGGCUUAUCUUUCCUCUGGAAGUGCAACCAUGUUGGCUGAAACUUGCCACUCUCUCAUCGACUCUUUAAAUCAAGGAUUAUUAUUUCUGGGUAUUAAACAAUCAUCAAGAACUCCGGAUCAGAAAUAUCAAUAUGGAUACGGAAGAGCUCGUUACUUUUAUUCACUAGUUAGUGCAUUGGGUAUUUUCUGGGUAGGCAGUUUUUCCGUCAUGUAUAAUGGAAUUCAAACUUUGAUACAUCCAAUUACAGAAAGUUUUACAUCAAAUAAUGUAGCUACUGAGCACUCUUUGACAGAGUCGAUAGCUGCCUCUCAUCAUCAUUUAAUUGACAAGGAGUCUUGGUCUUAUUCACUAUUAUCAAAUUUUAUGCCAGAUCAAAUGGUCACUACAAUGAUUUGUAAUUAUGGUCUAGUCACACCAGUGGUACUCUUUAUUUCAUUAAUAAUUGAUGGAGGAGUUCUUUUGAGUGUAAUCAAAGAUUUGAAAGAAGAAAAACCAAAAGAUAUGGGAAUAUUGACCUACCUCAAAGGUAUACAGGAUCCUAUGGUAUUGGCUGUACUUCUUGAAGAUUUGGCUGCCUGUUUGGGUGUUUUUAUUGCCUUUGGUGGAAUUGGCAUGUCAGUGUACACAAACAAUCUUGUCUAUGAUACAGUUGCUUCAUUGGCUAUUGGUGGUUUAUUAGGAGUCGUCUCUCUUUCCCUCAUCGAACUUAACAAGAAUUAUUUAAUUGGUAGAAGUAUUGAUAGUAAGACCGAAGCUAGAGUUAGAGAAAUUCUAAUGAGAAGGGAGUCGAUUGAGGCUGUCUAUGCAAUUCAAUCACAGUGGCUCAGUCCAACCAGUUUUAGUAUUACUAUUGAAGUUGAUUUUAAUGGUCACUAUUUUUGUAAAGUACUCAAAGAGCUAGGAUAUGAAAAGGAGUUUAUCAGAAAGGGUAAAGAUGUUAAAGAACUUAUGAAACUCCUCAACUGGUAUACUGAAGAUGUUACCAAGGCUAUGGAGAGAGAAAUUAUUGACAUUGAGGAUGAUAUCAGAAGACAAAUUCCAGAAGCAACAUUUAUAGAGUUAGAACCUAGUAGUAAUUUGACAAAUUUCAGAAUUGUUGAAUACUUGUUGAGCGAUUCUAGAAGAGAUUAA
Naegleria gruberi is the source of this 1383-nucleotide messenger RNA. RefSeq names its product cation efflux domain-containing protein. The transcript is spliced from 2 exons. Gene Ontology annotation, molecular function: monoatomic cation transmembrane transporter activity. Gene Ontology annotation, cellular component: membrane. The record is from RefSeq and is a predicted model, not a curated record. Gene Ontology annotation, biological process: transmembrane transport; zinc ion transport. Bases 250 to 1383 code for a protein of 377 amino acids. Lineage: Eukaryota; Heterolobosea; Eutetramitea; Acrasida; Naegleriidae.